Gastrolobium bilobum is the source of this 1536-nucleotide messenger RNA. RefSeq names its product pathogenesis-related genes transcriptional activator PTI6-like. Lineage: Eukaryota; Viridiplantae; Streptophyta; Magnoliopsida; Fabales; Fabaceae. Gene Ontology annotation, biological process: regulation of DNA-templated transcription. The transcript is spliced from 2 exons. Gene Ontology annotation, molecular function: DNA binding; DNA-binding transcription factor activity. The record is from RefSeq and is a predicted model, not a curated record. The coding region runs from base 1 to 1233 and encodes 410 amino acids.
AUGCAGGGUCAUGACGAGCCAUGUCGUGAACCCCCAGUGGACAAACGUUGCAGAAAGUUACGAAAAGCAAAAGUUAUUUCUUUUGGUUCUAACCAUAUCAUCACCAGCAAAGUUUCCAAACAUCUUAGUUCCUCCAGGAUAUUUACUAGUCCACUUGAUCUACAUCUACUUUUCCCACCUCAAGUCCUCAACAUUCUAUUUCUACCCACCAAGCAUCUUGAUCUCCUCAUAUUUCUUUCAUCACCUCAAAAUUCUUACGCUUUAAAGCCGCCUUGUUCCUUUCCCACUCUUUCGUGCACUCAAACACUGCAAAACCUUACCUCUUGUCCCUUUACAUUACCUCCCUCCCUUCACUCAAACAACCUUGAGACACACACACACACACAACCCUUCCUCCUUCUCUGUUUGUUUACUUUAGGCAAGCGAUCCGUUCAGUCAACAAUGAAGCUUGGGACCCCAACUUCCCUUUUUGAGGGCGACCCACCAUGCAAAGCCAGGAGGAAAACCCAAACGAAGCUCGUUCGGAUCAUACUCACCGACCUAGACGCAACUGAUUCCAGCGACGAAGAGCGACAAAACAAGCCAACGAGGUCACCAAGAGUGAAGAGGGAAAUCAUCCAGAUCAAAAUGCACCUACCUUUCUCAGAUUCGCCUCCUCCUCCUUCCUCCUCUUCUUCCUCGGACCAUGACCCGGCCAAGCGCAAGAAACCCAAGAAACCGGCACCCUCCACCUUCGCCUUGCACCGCCACAAGUUCCGUGGCGUCCGGCAGCGGCCCUGGGGCAGGUGGGCAGCCGAGAUCCGUGACCCUAUCCGUCGGAAACGGCUCUGGCUCGGUACCUUCAAUACGGCGGAGGAGGCCGCCCUCGAGUACGACAAGGCGGCGGUGAAGCUCAAGGGCCCAAACGCCGUUACAAACUUCCCAAGGAAUCCGAUGGAGGGCGAGGCAGCGACACCGACACCGACGGUCGCCGUCGACAGCAAUAUCAUAGACGUCGGCGCUCCGUACUCCGAUGCUGUCGCGUCGCCGACGUCCGUCUUGGCGUACGACGGCGAUUUGACGCCGUUCGACGGUUUCCGUUUCGGCGACGACGUGGACGCGUUCGGGUUCAACUUCGACGUGCCGUUAAGUCUGCCGGACGGGGACGAAAUGAUGACGUGUCAUCAGCGGUUUGAGAAGGAGGAGGUGUUCGGCGAGUUUGAUCUCGACGAGUUCAUGACGUGGUCCUACUAAAAUUCUUAGGGACCUAUUUGAUUUUUUCACUGAAAAAGUCGGGGAAAGUUUGGUAAUUGCUGUGUUAUGCUACGUGUGAAAUUCUGAAAGUGCCCUCGCUGAAGUUUUGUUGUGCUUGGUGAAAGAGUGUAGAAUUAUUGUAGUGGUACGGUACAAUCCCAUCUUAGCACUGAAGCGGCGAUUCUUUGUUUCGUGGCAAGAGAUUAUUUCUCAGAAAUUAAUUUGUUAUUAUUAUGGAAAAAAUAUUGAAAAAAGAAAUAGAAGUAAAGCAAGUUAGUGAGCGAGAAGACUCAUAGCCAUAGG